Messenger RNA from Monoraphidium neglectum, 705 nucleotides. RefSeq names its product ELMO domain-containing protein A. The record is from RefSeq and is a predicted model, not a curated record. NCBI's taxonomy places the organism in Eukaryota, Viridiplantae, Chlorophyta, Chlorophyceae, Sphaeropleales, Selenastraceae. Bases 1 to 705 code for a protein of 234 amino acids. The transcript is spliced from 2 exons.
AUGCCUAUUGCCGCCACGCGCCGCAUGCGCGCGCGCCGCGGCCAGGCCUCCCGCCUGGAGGAGCUGCAGGCGCGCAUUGGUGUGCCGUACGACCCGGAAAAUCCCCUGCACCAGGAAGGAUUGCGGGAGCUUUGGGACCUUUCGUUCCCAGGCACGCCCUGCCCCGGACUCAAGGACGAGCAGUGGAAGGAGAUGGGCUGGCAGAACGCCGACCCAACCUCGGACUUCCGCGCCGCGGGGCUCCUCGGGCUGGACAACCUCUGCCACCUCGGACGGGCGCAGCCGGCCCUGUUCGCCGCCCUGCGCGGCAAGACGCGCGGCGCGCGCAGCAGCUGGGAGUACCCCUUCGGCGCGGCCGGCGUCAACAUAACGUGGUUGCUCGUAGAGCUGCUGCAGCUGCAGCAGGGCGGCGGCCCGGGCGGCGGCGACGGCGGCGACAGCGGCGGCGGCGCAGUCGCGGCGACGGCGGCGGGGCGGGGGUUCCUGGGGCUGCUGGGCGCGGACGGCGCGGCGUUCGAGGAGGUGUACUGCGCAACGUUUGACCUGCUUGACCGCGUCUGGCUGGAGCGGCGCGCGACCUACAUGGAGUUCAACUCUGUGCUGAAGGACGUGCGGGAGCGCGUGCGGCGGGGGCUCGCGUCGGGGCCCAGGGACGCGGCUGCGCUGAGGGGCGCGCUCGGGCUGCCGGCGCUCGGCGCGCGGUGA